CCAUGUCACUCUUCUUUUUAUGACAGUGCAAUUCUGAAGACUAGAGGCUUAGUAUGAGGCUUCACAUGAAUUGUUACAAAAAUGCUGUGUUUAUAUUAGGUAGUGUCCUUGAUAUGGAUCAACAACAUACUACUGUAAAUCUUCACUUAUAUCCUCCGGGUCGGUCCAUGGACCAUGACCUAUACAUGUACAUCAUGGUAGCUCAAGUUGAUGGUUAGCAGUAGACAUGAAUAUUUAGGAUACAGUGAAACCGCUCACAUCCCCACCAUCUGGCUCUCACUCUCUAUUUCUCUCCAUCUAUGCUCUCCAACUUCUCUCUCUCUCUCUUUCUGUAAAGGCUGCUCUUCUGUGGUCAGGAAGUAAAUGCGCCUCUGUAAUGUUUCAGCAAAAGUCAUUGCAAAGCACAUCCGCUGUGCCACGCCAAAAGAGAGAGAAGUAAACAGGGUUUAUAAAACAACCUCUUCCUUAAAAUAUAUGAACUGGAUAGUGUUUGGUAUGCAGAAGUGAAUGGGCAGCACCGGAAGCUAACCAACCACAGGAGUCAACCAUGACAGCAUCACUUUGACCUAAUUCCAAGAUGGAUGCCCUGGCCAGCACAGAGGAACGAGACUAAACUAAGUUGAGCCAUAUCUCUGCUUAGGACUGAGUGAAGAGAGAGGUUAUGGAGGGGUCUAGGGUGCGCUCUCCUCUCCCAGACCUCAGGGAGCAAGACAGCCAGACAUGGCCCAAUAUGGAUCUCCCACUACAGAGCAGGCCACUGGAGGAGGCUAUUGGGUGGAGAGAGAUGGAGGAGCAAGUGAACCAGAUGGACAGGGAGGAAGAUGAUAACUCUCAUCAGACUGGAAGGACUGAGGAGCCAGAGGAGCACUGGGAUUCCAUGACUUUACCUGUGUACCCCAUGAUCCAUCCCAGUGUCCCUCUGUCCUUUACCACGGUGCAGUGGGACAUAACCAACCCCUCCCCUGACAUUCCCUACCCCAUGACUGACAACAGCUCGGCCGAUGAGCUGGACUCCAGUGGAGCGGCCAGUCUGGACUGGACUGUGAGUCCCCUGUCUCAACAGCAGCAGCAACAUCAAGCCUGUGUGACAGGAAUCAACAUAGAGCUGUCUGUCCAGGAGAAGACACAUAAUCACAACGGACCGGAGCAACAGCUGCCUUUGGACACAGACCAGGGUGAAAGCUCCCCUCGGGCAUGUGAUACACCAAGGCCAUAUGUGAAGGAGCAUGCAGCACACACACAGGAAGAGGAGGCUUCAGCACAAGAGCUAUUUGAGGACCAUGACUCUCUUUCAGGGAGACGUCCAUGGCCAGAGGAAGGGAUAGGACAGUCUGUGACAGCGGAGACUAUCACACCCUCUGACAUAGCUCCUAGCUCUGUAGAGACAGGAGAGUCCGAGACUAGGCCGGAUAGUGAGAGUUUAGGCUCUGUGCCGGGAGAGAAACAGGAACAGACUGGCACAGUCCUGACUAUACAGAUCAACCCAGAGCAAGGAUCCAGCUCUAUGGACUAUGAGGAGAAGGAGCAGACAGAACAGAUAGGACAGUCAGAGGGGAGGGAACAGUCGGACAGUGAGGAGGAAUCAGCGAUGAUAGAACUCUUAGAGCACCUGCUUGAGCCAGCUGAACUGAAAGAACAGUCAGAACUCUCAGAGAACUCUGAACACAGUGGGCAGUCAGAGCCUAAUCACACAGAACAGAAUGAAUACGGGAACAAUAACGAGACAACAGAGCAGCCAGAAGACUCUGAGAAACUUGUAGAGUCCGACCAGGUAGAGCAUUCAAAUCAGUCAGGGGACGAAGACCAGCAAACUGAAGAGGCCCAUUUACAACAGGCAGAACAGUCAGAAGUGACAGACCAGUCAGAACAAUCAAAAGAAUCAGAGCAGACGCAACAGCCAGAACAGACAGAAUGUUUAGAAUCAAAACAGACGCAACAUUCUGAACAAAAUAUGCACUCCGAGCAGACAGACUUUUCAGUGCAGGCAGAACCACAGACAGAACCAUCACAGCAGACGGAACACUCUGAAGAUUCUGAGCAGUCAAAACAAUCAGGGGAGAUGGAGCAGUCCGAGCAGUCAGAGCAGACGCAGCAGUCAGAGCAGACGGACAAACCAAUACAUUCAAAGCAGUUAGAAGAAUUACUUUUCCUUUGCACAGAGGAGCUUGAACAGACAGAACAGUCAGACCAGACAGAAGACCAGAAACACUCAGGGGCUGAACAGCCAGCGCAGACUGCACUAACUGAGUCGACAGAAGAGCUUGAGCAGACAGAGCAUGUAGAACAAUUGGAACAGAACAUUUGUACAGAGGAUUCAUGUUUGCCGCCCAGGAAAGGAAGUGGAGAGCAACUGGAGUCUCAAGUACAGCAGACGGAGGCCUCAGAACCAGUGGUGGUCCGUAUGAAUGGUGGAGGUUUGGACAGGGAGAGGGCCUGCAGGCUGGCUGAAAGACUCUACAGGCUGGAUGGGAUCUACAAGACAGAUGUGGUCAAACACCUGGACAAAGACAAUGACUUUAGCCGAGCCGUUGGGGAGGAGUACCUGAAGUUCUUUGACUUCACCGGUCAGAGACUGGACCAAGGCCUGAGGUCUUUCCUGAGGGUGGUGGUGCUUAUCGGUGAGACCCAGGAAAGAGAACGGGUGCUGCAGCAUUUCUCCUGUCGAUUCCAGCAAUGCAACCCUCACACCUUCUCCUCUUCUGGAGAAGUACUCACACUCACCUGUUCUGUGAUGCUCCUGAACUCUGAUCUGCAUGGACAGAAUGUGGGCAAACCCAUGUCUGUGUCCAGCUUCGUGUCCAACCUGGAUGGGAUGAAUGAGGGUGAGAGCUUCAGUAAGGAGCUGUUGAAGGCUCUCUACAACUCCAUUAAGAACGAGCCUCUGGAAUGGGCAGUUGAUGAGAAGGAACUGAAGAACUCCAUGUUGUUGGCGGAGGAUGCUAAAGAGGACGCACCCCUGCGCUCCAAGAGCAACCCGUUCCAAGAUGUGCCGCAUGACAAGAAGGCCACAGUGUUCAAACAGAGCUUCCUCAAACGCAAGGCCCACGCUGACAUCGAUGGCAAACGCACUCCUUGGGGGAAGAGAAGCUGGAAGGUCUUCUAUGGAGUGCUGAAGGGAAUGGUCCUCUACUUGCAGAAGGAUGAGUAUACGAUGGAGUGGCAGAGUACAGAGGAGGUGGUCAGUGUGCACCAUGCCCUGGCAGAGCAGGCAGCAGACUACACUAAGAGACCACACGUCUUCCGCCUGCAGACCGCUGACUGGAGGGUUUUCCUCUUUCAGGCCUCCUCCACAGCAGAGAUGAUUUCAUGGAUCAGCCGUAUCAACCUGGUGUCAGCCCUACACUCCUCUCCUCCCUUCCCUGCUGCCGUGGGCUCUCAGAGGAAGUUCUGCAGACCCAUCCUGCCAGCCUCGCAGUCUGCACACACACUGGAGAGACAGCUGCAGUCCCAUGCAGGCAUGCUGGAGUCCUUCCAGGAAGACCUGGCCUACCUGCAGCAGAGUCUCCCUGACGGGCGCAGGGCCAAAGCCAAGGAGAUGGAGGAACACCGAGUCAGAGAGGAGUACCUGCAGCAUGAGAAAUGUCGCUACGAGGCCUACAUCCAGAUGCUGGAGGUCUGGAAGGGUUUGAACCAGUCAACCGAGACUGAGGUGGGAACCAGUGAGCUCGACCUGUUUGACAGAGCUGUGUGUAAGGACACGGUGGAUGAGGAGGGGGAGGAGGGAACCCUGAAGAAGUCCCACUCCAGCCCCUCCCUGGAUCUGGAGAUGGCCUCGCAACCCGUGGUCAAAGUUAAACGCAACAUCUCGGAGAGACGGACCUAUCGCAAGAUCAUCAUACCGAGACGCAACCAGGACAUAUGAGGGCAGGUGUCCAAAAGUGUGGGGACACAUAGAACUCUGACAUGACUUUUCAAUGGCUUUUUUUAGGACAGGGACAAUGUGUUACUUCCAAGCACGGUCCUUUUUAAGUUUUCAUUUUCAGCUUGCACUUAUUCAGCAAGAAGGCAAAGGUCAAUAAAACAAAAUGCAUCCCUCAGG
Molecule: messenger RNA, 4039 nt
Organism: Oncorhynchus gorbuscha (pink salmon)
Lineage: Eukaryota; Metazoa; Chordata; Actinopteri; Salmoniformes; Salmonidae
Product: PH and SEC7 domain-containing protein 1-like
Exons: 14
Coding region: 662-3862 (1066 amino acids)
Biological process (GO): regulation of ARF protein signal transduction
Molecular function (GO): protein binding; guanyl-nucleotide exchange factor activity; phospholipid binding
Source: RefSeq, a predicted model, not a curated record